AUGUAUGCCAAUCCCACUUUUCCACGUCCACAGACAUCUCUAGUUCCAGGACAAAACUUCGAAGCUGCCACAACGAGCUCAACGGCCCCCUCCACUGGAGCUUCGACCAAACAGGGAUACUCGAGAGUUGUCGCCAAACGAGUUACGAAUAAUGAGAAAGCAACAUUACUUUACAAAAGCGAAGGCCGUUGGAAGGGAAUGGGGACGGUGGAGAUGCGCGAGACCGAAGGAAAAAAGGUGUAUCUCUCUUUGGAGAAACAGAUAUACGUUGAAGUCAAAGAUUGUAAAAAUGAGUCUGUCACGUCGAUCAGUGUCUAUGCCGCAGUGGGUGACAUACUGUGGAGGAUGGCACGCGAUGCGGAAUUGCUAAAUAUGCGUGAUAUGCAGAGUGCCACGAAGGAGAAACUUAUUGAGUACAUGAUAUCCCUUCAAACCAGUCUCGAGUCGAGAAUGUCGAAACCGAAACGGAAGCGCAGGAGUCUGCGUUGUGUCCGUCCCUCGGAAGUCCAGCCUAGUACACCCUCGGAGUGGUACCGAGCUAGGGAGCGAAGAUCUGCAGCGCAGUAUCAAAGCAUUACGCGUCAACCAGAGGACUACCUGCAGCAACUCCAGGCGAGUUGCCAAAAACUUGGCUCAGCGGAGGAGGCGUUGAGCAGAGUCAAACACGAACAUAGUGAGCAAGAAAGCAAAAUCACCGAGCUCCAGAGGCAUCUCAUGGCAGCAGAACAAACCGUCACUAGUCAGACUAGCGAGCUCGCAACCCUGAGGCGACGUCUCCACGAGAGAGACCAAGCGGCUGAGCAGAAACUUCGCAGUUACAGGCAUCGACUAUCAGCGACUAAUCAGACUCUGGUACAAGCCCAGCGUGCCGCAGAAUCAACUACGGAAGAGCUGUUGUGUACCAAAGCCACAAAAGAACAAGUGGAGAAGGAAUUCAAGGAAGCCUGUCAACAAAUGAGCAAGCUACCACUUACAGCUCAACAGAAGAAGAGCUGGCGGAGGCUCGACGAACCAUUGCCGAGCAAAAAGGCGAAGUCUCAUCGCUCCAGAAACAACUCAGUGAAAGCCAAGCACAUGCUAGGGAGCUCCUUUCUACAUCUCGGGCAGAAUUAAAGCAGGUGAAGUUGACAUUGGA
Messenger RNA from Exophiala oligosperma, 1135 nucleotides. RefSeq lists its product as uncharacterized. The transcript has a single exon. The record is from RefSeq and is a predicted model, not a curated record. NCBI's taxonomy places the organism in Eukaryota, Fungi, Ascomycota, Eurotiomycetes, Chaetothyriales, Herpotrichiellaceae. The coding region runs from base 1 to 1113 and encodes 370 amino acids.